AUGACCUGAUCUGCAGUACCACGCCCGUCGCCCAAAAUCCCUAAGCCCAGCCCAACGGUUACGUUUUGUGGGUUAAGCCCUUAACCCCUAUUCUUCUUCCCCCAGCCCCGAUCUCCUCUUCCCACUGUUGUGCGCCCCCCAUAUCUCCGUCGCCCCCUUCCUCCCACACACAAAGGCCGCCGCGAGCCAUCGCACCGAGCAGCCACUGCCGUAGUCAACUGCCACCGGUAAGUCCUCUUCAUCCGCCUCCCUAUCUAAAUCUCUCCGCUUGUAUCCCUCUCUCUGCUCCGAGAUAUUUUCCCCGUUGUAUGCCUCACGCCGACGCCAUCCGUCCCUAGUUUCCGUCGCCGAUGCCUUUAAUUCCUACUCAUUCUUGUACGCCUUACACCGAAAGUAGCCUUAAGCUAAAACCCUAAGGUUUUUGGUUGACCAGUUGAGGCGCUCUCUCUCUCUCUCUCUCUCUCUCUCUCACUGUGAAGAAGAUCAAGAAUGACCAAGUUCAGGAAGCUAAGUCGACCCACGGGUCACCGAAUGUCCAUGCUCAGGACAAUGGUGUCCCAAUUGGUGAAACACGAGCGCAUCGAAACCACUGUUGCUAAGGCAAAAGAAAUUCGGCGCCUUGCAGAUAAUAUGGUGCAGCUUGGAAAAGAGGGUUCCCUCUGUGCUGCUAGGCGCGCUGCUGCUUUUGUGCGAGGUGAUGAUGUCAUUCACAAGCUAUUCACCGAACUGGCUUAUCGAUACAAAGAUAGAGAAGGUGGAUAUACAAGACUGCUACGGACUCGUAUACGAGUUGGUGAUGCUGCCCCAAUGGCAUAUAUUGAGUUUAUUGACCGAGAUAAUGAACUUAGGCAAGCAAAGCCCCCCAAUCCUCAACCACCUCAGAAAGCGCCCCUCGAUCCCUGGACAAUAUCUAGGGUCAGCAAGCAGUUUGCACCACCAAAGGAGGAUAUAUCGGCGUCUGAGAUAUGAAGUCUCAUGGUGUAAAGCCGCAUGUUAUAACAGAGAAAUUUUGUUUCAUACUUCAGUAGCGUGGAGCCAUGGCUUUAUUUAAUUGACAGCUUUACGGUUUUGAAUAAAUGUGGUGUGUAAACGGAUGCUAAACAAUUAUCAAUUUAGCUGUUUCUGUGUUGAGUUUUGCAUUGAAACAAGCUUUUAUAAUAUAACUGUGAAUCCUUCCUUUUCA
This is a messenger RNA of Carya illinoinensis, 1183 nucleotides long. RefSeq names its product 50S ribosomal protein L17-like. Gene Ontology annotation, molecular function: structural constituent of ribosome. Gene Ontology annotation, biological process: translation. The transcript has 6 exons. Gene Ontology annotation, cellular component: ribosome; large ribosomal subunit. Bases 490 to 969 code for a protein of 159 amino acids. The record is from RefSeq and is a predicted model, not a curated record. Lineage: Eukaryota; Viridiplantae; Streptophyta; Magnoliopsida; Fagales; Juglandaceae.